CUCUCCUUCCUUGGAAUUUGCAUCAGCUUCAAAAUAGCAGAAAUAACCAAUAUUUACCAUAUAUGUGCAUUGUUUUUUAUAAAAAGGAACUCAAUUUGGACUAGUCUCUCCUUCUUGUGUACAUUGUGGAAGCUACCAACAUAGAUUGAUUCUUCUGGCUGUUGAAGCCUUUAAUUCCAUUUCUAGUGAUGCGAUCUGUAAAUUAUUUAUAUUUGUCUAAUUAAUUUAUAAAAUUCCUCUUGUUGUUGGUUUUUGAAGCCUUUGUUUCAAGAGUUUAAUUUUGAAAAAUCAAUGAUACUGUUUUAGAAUAAAGAAUCUCUACAUUGAUCUCAGUUUUAAUUCUUACCGAUUCAACCUUUUUUUGAAAUAUUUGGUACCUUUUUCUUCAAGAAAGUACUCCGUUUUUUCGAAAAUGCAAAACGUUCACAUUGAACCCGUUGUGUUUUACCAAUGGACGGCAAAGGCCAUUAUUAUGCUCUCUGCAAUCCGCAGCCGAAGAAAUACUAAACAGUUGGAAAGAGAACAUGGAUUGCUUGAACAAGUGCGAGACAACUUGACCCUGGCAAUGUCUGAUUGCCGUGAACAAAAUCCCCCAAUCAAAAUUCCACAAUCUUACUUUCAUCACAUCUAUAAUAAACUAUGUCAGCACCCUUAUGCAAAACUACCACAAUCUUGUAAUUCAACACAUGACCUUUUCUUUCGCGUUGGUAUCAGCUCCUUUCUGUGUCGACUCUCCCAAUCGACCGAUGAAGAGUUACAGUUUUUGGCAAGUCAUGACAACCUUGACGAUUUUGUGCUGCACUUAUUUAGCAUAAUGUCCUCCCAUUAUUUUUCCGUUGAAUUUACCUCCGUCAGAUUUCUCAUACGGUCUUCCCAGUGGCUGUUCUAUACUUUGGCAGAAUUUGCAAAUGAAGAAUUAGAAGAACCCGAAAAGUCUUCUGUUUAUAGGUUUCUUUGUUAUUUAGCUGAGUGUUGGCCUAUUUACGAAAAAAACUGCACUCUUAGUAGGCAUCUCUUUUUGCUAGGUGACUUUUCUCUUAUUAGUUACAUAAAAUUUAUGUGCGGGGUUUUCAACUUUGCAAAUUAUGAUGCUUUUAUUUUGGAAGUCGAAAAUUUACUACCAGAGAAUGUUCCCUUAGCGGCUGUCUCAGAUAUUCAGGUUUCCAAACAUCGUGCUAUAAAUGAGAGAGCUGGACUAAAGGUAGAGGACUUUCCUAACAAGUUUGCGUAUGAUGCUUAUGUUGAGAGAGAAUGCUUUUAUACUGAAAAUGUAACAAGCAGAGUUUUUGAUAAUUAUCCAGAUUUAGGUGGAUUAUUUGGUGAAGAGCACUUAUCGGAUAAGGAUAAGGAUAAGGGUAUUCUUGCCCUUAUUCAAAAAUCAAAUGUUUAUGGCUUGCGCCCUGACGAGUCUAUGAUAUAUUUUUAUCGUCUUAUUAGAUUUUGUUUUGAAUAUUGCCGCAAUGAGGGUGGUGACUUCGGUGCGAAUGUUCUAUGGAGUAUAAUACGAAGUUUUGUCAAUGUAUGGCGCAUUCAUCCAGGAACCUGCUGUUGUGUUGUUCUAGACAUUCUGCGUAACUUUGUCGAAGAAGAUAAUUUAAAGUUUUCUCAAAUGCGAGACAUAUUUCAUCUAACCUUUGGUUUCGUCCGUGAUUGUGAUUAUUCUGUUUGGACUAUCUCCGAUUCUCAACAAUUUUCUGAGCUAUUGUGUUACUAUCACCGUAAAGCGCUGCAUCAAUUAGUAGAAACCCUUGGUUCUUGCCUUCGUUCUUCCGAGGAGUCACGGCAUAUCUUAGAUAUUAUGAACGAUUACAUUUUCUGUAACCCUCUGUUUCAUGUUAAUCAAGAAGAUGUGAAUAAUGAUUACAAAAAUUUCUUUCUCAAUUUGCGAGGGAAAUAUUCCGAAUUCUUUGCUAAGCUUUUAAGUCAAGAAAUGACAGGAGAACUAGAAACAGAUUUGGUAGGAUUGCGAGUUGUUGGUAUGCAACUGCAGGCUACGUACGAAACUCUAAAAUCUAAUUAUAAAACAAAAAUCUUUAACCAGCUUGCUGUGGCGGACGUCUUUGCACAAGUUACUCUCAGUUUAUAUUUUGAAAAACUACCUACUAUAAUGGAUAAUUAUGUCAGCGUUCCUUUUUCUGAAAUAUCUGAAACAACUAUUGACCGAAUUAACUCUCUUUACAAACAAUCUCGAGAUAUAGUGUCUAGUAUGAAUAGUUCCUCUCUGGAUUAUCCUCAGCUCUAUCGCUGUUAUAGUGUUGGAUUUGUUUAUCGAAAUCUAACUAUAAUUAUGGAAAAGGCUAUUAGGAGCGUUGUGCCGGUUAUAUUACAAGAAUCUUUCCUUCCUCAACAAGCAAGGUUUUGCUCGGAGUCGUCAAAGACCAUUUUGGAUCCACUUCAACAAUCUUUUGACUUUUUACAGAAAAUUGAUUGGCCAAAUGAUGAGGAUGUGUACAAAUUUUAUGUUCAUAUCGGAAAAUUGAUUGAAAAUUUAGUUCAUCGGUAUGUGAAUUGUCUCAAAAUUUUGUAUUUCGCAAAGGCUGAUGACCAUGUCUACAAUCCUUUGAAGAAUCAGCAUUAUGAGGGAAUCCCAGUGGAAAAACUCCGAGAAAAAGCCAGUAGCUUGCAUAAACAUUUUGAGAAGCCGAGUUCAUUUGAAGUGUAUGAGGAAUCUUUGACUCUGAUCAAUACAGUACGUUUGGUGAAAGACUGGAUUGUAGUGUUAAAUCAGCGGCUGGAUCAUAAAAUUAUAGAGGAAAAGCCUUUGUCUUAUAAACAUGUGGAUUCAUUAAGAGGUAAACUUGUGAUUUCUGUCAUAAUGGCUCAUAUUAUGGUUCCUAAAAAUGCUCCCUUUGAGUUUUAUUUUUUGCUUCAAGAUAACGGUUCAAAAAGUUCUUUGCGAACUCGUCCUAUUCGGGAAAAAAUUCUGCCCACCUGGAAAGAAACGUAUGAGCUUGAAAUUAGCGGGCGUAAGUCUUAUAAACUGAUCCUUUUUCAAAAAAAUUAUGAAACUGGCUUAGAAAGUAUAUAUGGUUAUGCGAACGUGGAUAUUGACCCGGAAAAUUUUAAGAAAGACCAUGAAAAAGAAGUGUGGUUGGACUUGAAUAUAGGCGGGAAAGUUUUAAUCACAAUACAACUACUCAUAAUACGUGAAAGCCCGAACUAUUAUUGUUCGAGUAUGAUUGAUUUCCUUAAGGUUUCUGAAGAGACGAUGUUGAAUGCAAUGACUACGGGGCUAGUCUCAUACAUUCGCAGCUUUAUGGGCCGAAGUGGACUAUUCAAGUUUGUUCGCUACUUGAAUGAUGAGGGAGAGCCAGAGGAACCGAGUCCGGAGGAGACCACCGAUUUGAAAGCCACGGUAGAACGAGAACAGCAAAGUUUACUUGCUGAGAUGGAUGAAAUUUUUUAUUGGAUUUAUGUAAACAUGUUGCCUCAGCCACUAUUCCGUUUGUUAUCACGAUUAUGGUAUAAUAUUUUGGAAACAAUACGCGAUAUCUUGAUUCCUCCCGCUUCAAAUACCUCAUUGCAAAGAAUACCAUUAAACCGGAAAGAGCUUAAAGUUGUUUAUUCAUGGCUCAACCUGUUUUAUGAAUUUUUUCAAAACUUUCGGGACAUUGUACCUUUUGAUUUUCUUAACACAGAGGACUAUAAGAGUGUCAAGUCCCUAAAGGAAUAUUACUUUUUGAAGGAUCAGCAUAUGGAAGACGACGACAUGUGAAGGGAAUCAAUGAACAUGACUGUGCAACCCUCUCACAGGGUAUAUAAAUGUUGAAUUACAAUAGCUUUUUUGCCAGAAGAGGGUAGGUAGUAAGGCUAUGAUAUGAAGAGAAAAGAGUCAUUAAAAUGACGUUCUAUUUGGUACAGCAAGCUAUUCUUAAGGUAUAGCAAGCAUAACUAAAUAAUCUAAUGAAAACGAAUUUUCUAUUUAACCUAGAUCAAAAUCGUCAAAGUGCAAAACAAGUUUAUAUACAGAAGGCUUUUUUCCCCUUCGUGAAAGAAGGGAAGGUUUCUGUUCGUCCUUAACCGUUCCUUACAAGUAAAUUGCUACUGAUUUCUUUCCUAUGAUUUAACCAACUAUGUCUGUUGUUUGACAUCAACAACAAAGAAUUAAAGUUGAAACCAAAACGGCUUUUUUCAUUUCUAUUCAUAAAAAAAAUUCAUAAUUCGUCACUAAACUCAAGGUUUUUGGAACUUAUAUACACAGAUCAAAACAAAGCAAAACGAGAGCUUAUUCUUGACAUAUUCCAUAAAACGAUGAUGGAGUCGACGCAUUCAACUGCUUCCGUUCUUGUUGACCACGAAUUUAAGUCAAUGGUCAGAUAUAGGGGUAUUAGAGAAUGAUACUGUUCUCAACCCAUCAUCAUGAUAACAAUCGCAUGGUUUUUAGAGAACGAACGACCGACUCUCGACUUUUUUCUUCAUUCCUUAUACUUCCUUGUUGCCAGUGUGUUGGCGGUGGGGACUAAUUUUACCUUCGCUAAGGAUCUUGGCACAAACAUCAACGUCCUUGCUAGUACCAAAGGCGUUUUCAAGUUGUUGCUUCGAGGCCUUAAAGAGUUCGCCUUCACUGCCCUUGGUCAAGGUGAAAACUUGGAAAGAAUCAACGACCUCAGUCAAAGGGAUCGUCUUGUCGGUGCGCCAACUUUUAAUAAUAUUUUCGCUUGCACCAAUGACGACGAAGGAAGCGAUAUCAGUUUGGCAGACAACGCGAGUUUGAUUUGCUGGACCACUAGACAUGUUUGCACAGAUAUAAUUGAAAUAUAUGUCUCAAAAACAACUGAAAAUAAGAAACAAGUCUCAAGUACGAGAAAAGAGUGAGCACUUCGUAAUAGUAGUAACUUCCUUAUAAGGAUAUCACUAUUGAAUGAGAAUGCUUGAUUGAUGCUGUAAGACGGGAGGAAUUGCCCUUUAUAUACUUUGCUGAGAGCAUCUUUCGAUAAUUCCAUCCGUGGGGGGUAUACGUAAACAAUUUCGUUUACGUCACUGGGUUACGUGUGUUAGGCUUCAUGUUAGAAGCGAGGGAUGACACCACAUGGAAAUUUAACAAUGAAAGAAGGUACGUAGGAAUAAAAAGAAGAAACUUUGAAAUGAUUUACCGAGAUACGAGAUGAUGUCAAGCGUAAAUAAAGAGAAAGAAAAUUCAAGAAACACUUAUACAUGGUGAAUGAUGAUCGCUGAAAGUCUGUUUACAUUGUCGCUUUGUUUACAUGAGAAUUGGUGGAAUGGAAAUUAAUGCUUCUUGUUAAAAUGCAGAAAAUACUAAUACAGGGUUUCAGUUUCGCUACCUGUGUUAAGGAAACCCGAGUUGAAGGGACUGGUUGAUUCUGUUUUCUGAGAAGUAUAUCCCUUCGGUCCCUUGUUCCUCUUGUUUGACAGGUCUUGCUUGCUAGUUUGUUUGUUUGUUUAUCUGUUUGUCUUAGGGAUAUGUCAUUCUGGGCAUAUCUGCAACUUUGAAAAAAUCGUGUUCCAAAGCAGCUUCUGCGCUCAAGCAACUUGUCAAGUAAGUCAAUUACAAGAGCGACUUGGCAUCCGGGACUUACGUCCAGUAAAGAGUUUUCGUCGCUUUUGGUGAUGCUACCAAUGAGAUCUAGCCAGUUGUGCUUUUGAUCCUGUACUGUGGAGAGAUUGUCGGACCAGAUUUGACCUAGUCAGAAUUAGUAAAGGAUGAACAUUUAGAAUUGAAAAGAACUUUUUCUUUUUUACUUACCAUGUAACAAGGCACAUCUGGACAUUUGGUUCCUUCCAAAGAUAUGUGCCAGCUCAACGAUUGCAUCAAUGUCAUCCUCGCAUCGAAAAAAAGGGUAUCUUCGAGUAAGGAAACAGAGAAGAAUUACUCCUACUGACCAAAUGUCAAUAAUGGAUGUCUGAUACUGACAACGAAACAGCACUUCCGGAGCCCUGAAUCCUCUUGUGCCUGCCCGAUCAGCUCUCUUUGUGGGUCGAGGAUCAUGAAGUAAGUAUCCAUCGCUCGGAUCCGCAAUGGUUUUUUCAAAAGGGAAAAAGUCGUAGUAUUUGCCCUCUUGUUUCAGUUUUCGCAGUUUGUCAAUGCAACAGUUUUCGGAGGGCGUGUCAGCCACCUGCCAUUGUGCAAGUCCAAAGUCAAGAAUGACUCCUCGUUGGGUAUAUGGGUUCCAUGCAAAAUUGCCUGGCUUAAUGUCUCGAUGGAUAAUUCCCUUAGAAGCUAUAUGCGCAAGUCCCUUUAAUAGGUCCUGUAGAUACGUAGCAAUCUCUGGCAGUGUAUAUUUCAUGUAAAAGUCUCGGAAUUCAGCAUGUUGAAUAAACGGAAGCACAAUCAAGACUUGAUCCUGGUGUCGGACGGCGGUAAUCAUAUUGAGGACACAUUCACCGCCACGAAGCUCAUGAAGCAUCUCCAGCUCCGUUUGAAUGCGAGAUGGCAAAACAGUUGCAUACACCCUUUUGAUGGCGACAAAUUGCUGUCGCUGGUGCUUUCCCUUCUCUUGACCGUUUUGAUUUUCGAUUUGUGAAGUGAUCCAAUACGAAUUGUCAUAGCUAUCAUAGUGUCUAUCAAUAGCUUUGAACACGCUACUAAAGCUACCAGCUCCUACGAGCUUUACUACAUGGUAAUCCUCCUCAAUGGUUGGAAAUGCUUGCACAAGCUUUGCAAUUUCAGGCAAGUCUUCCCGGUCCACAUCAUUAGCGUAAAUGCCAGUAUUUCCAAACGGUAAUAGCAUAGAAAGCAUUCUUUUUUCUUGAACUUUUCAAUUUUAAACUGUGUUUUGCUGUGUACAAGCUGGGUUUGGUUCUCUUUUUAUACAUGCAUUUGUUUGUUUACUUUUGAGUCGGUCUUUUCCCUAACCCAAGCAAACACUAUAUGCUGCAUUUUUAAAUGGCUAUGCGCUUGAAUUGGUUAUUAAUUUUUAAAUCUUUGCUGAAAAUCGAUGCAUUCUGUCUGUAUUAUGAAGACUACGUUUGUUUAUACUUGCUUUCUUUUUGAACAACCAAAAGCAAGUACUCGCAAAAUCUUUGAAAUCAUUCCUUUGCUUUUUUUAUUUAUAAUAAUAAAGUGGACAUACAUCAACGACUUUUUCUGCAGUGUCAAAAAUAAGGGUGUUUAAUGUUCAACCAAAUGAACAUGCAAGAAGUGAUAAUUCUGAACUAGUUAUGACUAUGUAUCUACUACAUCAACCUCAUUCUUGCUUGCUUGUCUCUUUAUAUGUCUUUGCUCUUCUUCCACAUUGGAUUUCAUGAAACCAUGUCUGUUUAUUUACUACCGCAGGGUUCAGUCGGUCAGUAAAUCCUUUCGGUCAGAAAACAUUCAUAUCUACUGGAAAGAAAGUUCUUCGAGUGGCUUAUUUGCUUUCUUUUUUUUCUUUUCUUACUAUACUUCAAACUUGAAAAGUUCCCAAAUUGUAUGCCUUUUUUUUGGAGGGGGAUAAUCUUGGUUUUGGUAUCGCUUAGGGAAAUACAACAAGAAAAUAGUUAAAUAUGAAAUAUUUGAUGAUUCAUUGGAUCUAUAAACUAAACUUUGAUUGAAUACUGACCUACUUAGCUUCUACUGAUUGAAGAAAUUGAAUUUUGUAAAAUAACAAGAAAGCUUCUUCAUUGAAUUUGCGGUCGAAUCUUCUUAUUCUUCAAUACAAUUAAAGAAUUGGAAUGGAAUAACUAUCUAGUUUGCUCUGAAAUCAUUCGAUGUACACAUAGCUAUUGUUGGUUUUCUUAGAGACAAUGAAUUUUAUAAUUUAACGAAGAGACGAUGCAGUUUUUUUC
Schizosaccharomyces cryophilus OY26 is the source of this 7725-nucleotide messenger RNA. RefSeq names its product C2 domain-containing protein Git1. The transcript has 2 exons. The record is from RefSeq and is a predicted model, not a curated record. Bases 413 to 3715 code for a protein of 1100 amino acids. NCBI's taxonomy places the organism in Eukaryota, Fungi, Ascomycota, Schizosaccharomycetes, Schizosaccharomycetales, Schizosaccharomycetaceae.